AUGGCAGACCACGAUGAUUUUGAAGACAACCAGUAUCCAGACAACGAUGAAUUUGUUCCGUAUGUGAGUGCCGGUAACCUCGCGCAAAAAAACGGCGCGAAAGUCACGCUAUGGGGUAAAGUUACCAAAGUUUCUGCUACCGAAGGUUUCUAUGUCAAAACAGUGGACGACCAGGAGGUUCUUAUAAAGUUAAAGCGGCCGUUGGAUGAGCCAUUAGAAGGUUGGUACGAAAUUCACGGAGUUGCGCAGGGGAAGAACGUGGUUUGUGAAGAAUAUGUUCCAUUCGAUGAUGAACUCACAAAAAAUAUUGAUUUGGAGGGUCACAAAGCUUUAACGAGGUUGCUGGUGGCGAUAGACGAACCGUGGAACUUGGGUGAUGAUGGUGCCAUGGAAUCUGGGAAGAGUUCUAUGGCCGGUGUUACACCAAUGGACUAUUAA
Molecule: messenger RNA, 438 nt
Organism: Helicoverpa armigera (cotton bollworm)
Lineage: Eukaryota; Metazoa; Arthropoda; Insecta; Lepidoptera; Noctuidae
Gene: Rpa3
Exons: 1
Coding region: 1-438 (145 amino acids)
Biological process (GO): DNA recombination; DNA replication; DNA repair
Cellular component (GO): nucleus
Molecular function (GO): DNA binding
Source: RefSeq, a predicted model, not a curated record